UCAACUUGGAACACUCCCGGUUUCCCUCGCCCUCCCCGGGCUAUAUGAGCCUGGGGAAAAGAAUUUUUUUUGGUGCAGUUCCCUCGCCUUUGAUUCCAGCCACAGGAGACGUCGGAUGCUCAGGUCUUCAGCCCUCUGCCUCCAAACGCCUUAUAAACAGCAGGUUCCGUAUUAGAGUGAAGGGCAGCAGAAAGCCCCACAUAGAGAAAACGAAAGAAUUGUCCCUUGAUUCUUCCACUCUGCAACUCCAGUCACCAUGAAGACUUUUCUCGGACUCCUCCUUCUCUCAGUGCUUCUAAUUUCAGGUUCCUCUUUGGAGUGUGACACAUGCAUGGCUCAAGCCAAUGACUGCACUGGAAAGAAACAGCCCUGUUCUUCUGGCCAAGAUCGUUGCCUUGAUGCACUGACUGUAUUCACAAUGGAUGCACCAAGUCCAUCAAAAAUAACCAGCAGAGUGAAAUCCUGUUUUACUAAGAUCGAAUGUGAGAAAUUAAAACCUGGGAGCUCAGUGAACUUUGGAAUGGUUGGGGCCGUUCUUAAAAAUAUUGAAUGCAGCAGAGCCCCGGUGAUAUCAGGAUCCUUCUUCCUGGCUCUCUCUAGCUUCCUGUUUUUGAAGUUGCUCUGGUAAGAGGCCCCUCUGCCAGUGACACAGCCCUGAAAAAUACUUCCUCCUCGCUUCUAUGCAAUUUUCUUUAGAAUCCUGUUAUCCAAUCCUUUACAGAGAUUUGUGUCUGCUUCCCUUUUUAUGUGCAAAUUAAAUGACACAAUGUUCUGUUUUUAUAUGUAAAGUUUAAAGCUGUAUCAAGUAUCCAGUUAACUACAGCCUCGCAUUAAAAACAAACUAUGGAAAGAAAGACAAGAAGCGUAAACGAAUCUUAAAGUACAAAAAACAGUUGUCAACAUGGAUGUCAUUGUAUUUGUUUCCAAAGGUCAAUAAACAGUCUUCAAAAGUU
Molecule: messenger RNA, 953 nt
Organism: Sphaerodactylus townsendi
Lineage: Eukaryota; Metazoa; Chordata; Lepidosauria; Squamata; Sphaerodactylidae
Product: phospholipase A2 inhibitor PIP-like
Exons: 4
Coding region: 257-628 (123 amino acids)
Cellular component (GO): extracellular region
Molecular function (GO): phospholipase inhibitor activity
Source: RefSeq, a predicted model, not a curated record